AUGGCGAGAAUGAAGGUCUUAAUCAACGGCGGAGGUAUCGCCGGUGGCGCCCUCGCUUUUUGGCUCUCGAAGAUCGGCCAUGAAGUUACGGUUCUCGAAUGGUUUCCCACACUACGAACUACCGGGCUUCAACUAGAUUUACGAGGUCAUGGGAUCGAAGUUAUGAAGCGCAUGGGUCUCGAGAAGGAUUUCCGGGCGAGGAUGGCUCCAGAACAAGGCUUACAGGUAGUCAACCAUGCGGGUAAAAGACGUGCCCUCUUCCCAGUGAAUAAAUCUGGCAAAGGACUGCAGAGCUUCACGACCGACUAUGAGAUCAUGAGGGGGGAUCUAUGUCGCCUCUUAUACGACCACUCUAAGGAUCAGACCAAGUAUGUCUUUGGGACGUCGGUCGAAAGUUUCGAGCAGUACGACAACGGGGUGGAAGUUAAGCUUACAGACGGCAAGAGAGAUCAAUUUGAUCUCCUAGUCGGCGCGGAUGGACAGAAUUCACGAACACGUAGGAUGAUGCUCGGGUCUGGCACAGAAGGACUCCACCCACUCCGCGGAAUCUACGUAGGAUACUUCACGAUGAAUAAGCCGAUUAAAGAAGGAGAAGGAUAUCUCGCGACGGUAUACACCGCCCCCGGAAGACGAGCUAUCAUGACCCGAAGGCAUAGCCCUGAUCAAAUUCAGGUAUAUCUCACCUGCAAGAGCGAUUCCGAACGACUGAAGAAUGCUCCUAGGGGAGAUGUGAAGGAAGAAAAGGAGGCGAUGGCGGAGAUCUUCAAAGACGCAGGGUGGGAGGCUGAGGAACUCGUACAGGCUAUGAUGGAAUCCGAUGAUUUUUAUCUCGAGCACAUGGGCCUCGUCAAGCUAGACUCCUGGUCCCGCGGACGCGUAGCCCUCGUCGGGGACGCCGCAUACUGCCCCACUGCGAAUACGGGGAUGGGAACCACGUCCGCUAUUGUAGGCGCAUACGUCCUCGCCGGAGAAAUCGGCAAACAGUGCAAGAACAGUACCGGUGAGCUAGACAACAAUAAGGGCGGCAUCAUGGCUGCGCUCAAAGCCUACGAUGAGACGUUCCACCCUUUCAUGGAGCAGGUGCAGAAAGACAUCGGUGACGGCAAGGGUAUUGCGGGCAAUAUGAUGCCGACGACGCCGUUUGGGAUCGGCGUUAUGAAUUUCAUCGCGGGGGUUGCGGCUUUCUUCAGGCUGGAUAUCAUUGCGCAGGCGUUUCUGAAGGAAGAGGUUAAGUGGGAUCUCCCGGAGUAUGAGGAGAUUCUACGAAAGUGA
Messenger RNA from Daldinia childiae, 1272 nucleotides. RefSeq lists its product as uncharacterized. The transcript has a single exon. NCBI's taxonomy places the organism in Eukaryota, Fungi, Ascomycota, Sordariomycetes, Xylariales, Hypoxylaceae. The record is from RefSeq and is a predicted model, not a curated record. Gene Ontology annotation, molecular function: FAD binding. Bases 1 to 1272 code for a protein of 423 amino acids.